Messenger RNA from Tachyglossus aculeatus (Australian echidna), 4200 nucleotides. It is a transcript of the gene TCERG1, whose product is annotated as transcription elongation regulator 1. NCBI's taxonomy places the organism in Eukaryota, Metazoa, Chordata, Mammalia, Monotremata, Tachyglossidae. The record is from RefSeq and is a predicted model, not a curated record. Gene Ontology annotation, molecular function: transcription coregulator activity; RNA polymerase binding. Gene Ontology annotation, cellular component: nucleus. Bases 7 to 3213 code for a protein of 1068 amino acids. The transcript is spliced from 22 exons.
CGUGUAAUGGCGGAGCGCGGCGGGGACGGGGGGGACGGCGAGCGCUUCAACCCCGGCGAGCUCAGAAUGGCUCAGCAGCAGACCCUGCGGUUCCGGGGUCCAGCUCCCCCGCCCAACGCGGUUAUGCGAGGCCCACCGCCCCUCAUGCGUCCACCUCCACCCUUUGGCAUGAUGAGAGGUCCCCCUCCGCCACCUCGGCCCCCCUUUGGACGCCCACCUUUCGACCCUAAUAUGCCGCCAAUGCCUCCUCCCGGAGGGAUUCCUCCACCCAUGGGCCCUCCCCACCUGCAGAGACCCCCAUUUAUGCCUCCGCCCAUGGGAACCAUGCCACCACCUCCUGGUAUGAUGUUUCCACCCGGUCUGCCUCCAGUUAGUGCUCCUGGAACACCAACAUUACCUCCCACUGAAGAAAUAUGGGUGGAAAACAAAACUCCAGACGGCAAGGUUUAUUACUAUAAUGCUCGAACUCGAGAGUCUGCCUGGACCAAACCAGAUGGAGUGAAAGUUAUUCAGCAAUCUGAACUGACUCCAAUGUUAGCUGCCCAGGCACAAGCUCAGGCCCAGGCCCAAGCCCAGGCCCAAGCUCAGGCCCAGGCUGUUGGCCCUUCCACGCCUACAACCAGUAGCCCUGCAUCAGCAAUAUCUACUUCAACGUCGUCAACUACUCAAUCCUCUACCACUUCUACUACAACAACGGCAACGUCCGUGUCCCAGACAGUCUCCACCCCCACAACGCAAGACCAGACCCCAAGCUCUGCCGUUUCAGUUGCCACACCUUCAGUUAGCGUUUCAACUGCCGCUCCUACGGCCACACCUGUGCAGACUGUCCCCCAGCCACACCCCCAGACGCUGCCAGCCGCCGUUCCUCAUUCAGUUCCUCAGCCAACAGCUGCAAUACCUGCUUUCCCACCAGUAAUGGUACCUCCGUUUCGUGUCCCCCUUCCUGGCAUGCCUAUACCACUUCCAGGUGUAGCAAUGAUGCAAAUAGUCAGCUGCCCGUAUGUAAAGACAGUCGCUACCACCAAGACCGGUGUCUUACCAGGGAUGGCUCCUCCUAUCGUACCCAUGAUACACCCCCAGGUGGCUAUUGCCGCUUCCCCUGCUACCUUGGCAGGAGCAACGACAGUCUCUGAAUGGACAGAAUAUAAAACCGCAGAUGGGAAGACUUAUUAUUAUAACAAUCGAACAUUAGAAUCCACCUGGGAAAAACCUCAAGAACUAAAGGAAAAAGAAAAGUUAGAAGAGAAGAUUAAGGAGCCAAUCAAAGAACCGCCUGAGGAACCUUUACCAAUGGAGACAGAGGAAGAGGAGCCCAAAGAAGAACCCAUAAAAGAGAUAAAGGAGGAACCCAAAGAAGAAGAAAUGACAGAAGAGGAGAAGGCUGCCCAAAAAGCCAAGCCAGUGGCUACUGCCCCCAUUCCAGGCACUCCAUGGUGUGUGGUGUGGACUGGGGAUGAACGGGUUUUCUUUUAUAACCCUACCACUCGCUUGUCAAUGUGGGACAAACCAGAUGAUUUAAUUGGAAGAGCUGAUGUUGACAAAAUUAUUCAGGAACCUCCUCACAAAAAAGGAAUGGAUGAAGGGAAGAAAAUGAGUGAGUGCAAAGUCAGAAGAUUUUAUUCAUCCCUAAUGUGCUGUGACCGUUUUCCAUGGCACCAGACUCCGACGAUGCUGUCCCUCCAAAAGUGGCAAUUCUCUAUGAAUGCAACAAGAAGUUUAAUAAAACCUUAUCUUACAGUAAAAGAAGAGCAAGAAUCAACAGAAGAGACAAAUGAAGAUGAGCCUAUUAAAGCAAAAAAGCGAAAGAAAGAUGAUAAAGACAUGGAUUCAGAGAAAGAGGCUGCCAUGGAAGCUGAAAUUAAAGCUGCUCGAGAAAGAGCCAUUGUCCCUCUGGAGGCCCGAAUGAAGCAGUUCAAGGACAUGCUGCUAGAGAGAGGGGUUUCUGCCUUUUCAACAUGGGAGAAAGAACUCCACAAGAUAGUUUUCGAUCCUCGAUAUUUACUUCUCAAUCCUAAAGAAAGGAAACAGGUUUUUGAUCAGUAUGUGAAGACCAGGGCAGAGGAGGAACGCAAGGAAAAGAAAAACAAAAUAAUGCAGGCCAAGGAAGAUUUCAAGAAAAUGAUGGAGGAAGCAAAGUUUAAUCCAAGAGCUACUUUUAGUGAAUUUGCAGCCAAACAUGCUAAAGACUCGAGAUUCAAAGCAAUUGAAAAGAUGAAAGAUCGCGAAGCCUUGUUUAAUGAGUUUGUCACAGCUGCCAGAAAGAAAGAGAAAGAAGACUCGAAGACCAGAGGUGAGAAGAUCAAAUCGGACUUCUUUGAACUACUGUCUAAUCAUCAUUUGGAUAGUCAGUCUCGCUGGAGCAAAGUAAAGGACAAAGUUGAAAGUGACCCUCGUUACAAAGCCGUGGACAGUUCAUCAAUGAGGGAGGACCUUUUUAAACAAUAUGUUGAGAAGAUAGUCAAGAAUUUAGACUCUGAGAAAGAAAAGGAGCUGGAAAGGCAAGCUCGCAUCGAGGCAAGCCUACGAGAACGAGAAAGGGAGGUGCAGAAAGCUCGGUCUGAGCAAACGAAAGAAAUCGACAGAGAAAGAGAGCAGCACAAACGUGAAGAAGCCAUCCAGAAUUUCAAGGCUCUCCUGUCUGAUAUGGUCCGUUCUUCAGAUGUUUCCUGGUCCGAUACGCGGAGGACGCUCCGAAAAGAUCAUCGAUGGGAAUCCGGCUCCCUGCUUGAGAGGGAGGAGAAAGAGAAGCUUUUUAACGAACACAUCGAAGCACUUACCAAAAAGAAGAGGGAGCACUUUAGGCAACUUCUGGAUGAAACUUCAGCGAUUACCCUAACGUCGACAUGGAAAGAAGUCAAAAAAAUAAUCAAGGAAGACCCUCGAUGCAUCAAGUUCUCCUCCAGCGAUAGGAAAAAGCAAAGGGAAUUCGAAGAAUACAUAAGAGACAAGUACAUCACUGCCAAAGCUGACUUCAGAACGCUUUUGAAAGAGACCAAAUUUAUAACAUACAGAUCCAAAAAGCUAAUCCAGGAAUCGGAUCAGCACCUGAAGGACGUGGAGAAGAUCCUGCAGAACGACAAGCGGUACCUGGUACUGGACUGUGUGCCGGAAGAGAGGCGCAAACUCAUCGUGGCCUAUGUGGACGACCUUGACCGCAGAGGGCCGCCGCCCCCGCCCACGGCUUCGGAGCCCACGAGACGCUCCACAAAGUAGCUCCCCGGGGCUCUCUGCCCCAGGGUGGCGAAAAACCCAGCGUGCUUGCAUGAGCCAUCGGUCAGGUUUCUCCAGACACGUCCGCGGUAGCCAACCGACGGCGAAACCAGCCGAGGAGCAGAGGCCGGAGCGGGCGUCGUCGCGAACAACAGCCGCCGAGUAAAGAACACUUCGGAAAUACUUAGGCUUUUCUUUGUGUGGCAUGACUGACAUACGUACUCAACCACCUAGACCGUCUCUAGCACAUCUAGUGUUUCAGAACUAAAGACCAUCUUUCUAUGAAAUGUGGAGGUCAGAGAUUAUUAUUAUUUUUUUUUCCACGUUUAAUUCUUCUCGUGGGGGGGGGGUAACGUUCUUCCUAGCAGUGUUACAGACGCGGGACUUGGGAAUGGGCUGGUGAUUGAAAUUAACAAAUGGCUCAAUCAUUCGGAAACAAACCUACUUACUCCCUUUUAAAAAAAACAAUAAUAAUCGGGUUAAGAGAAAACAGUUAUAAGUGUCACCCGCGAGAAGCGGCGGUGAAUGUGUUCGUCCUACAUCCCCAGAGUCUGACUUAGGUGAAUUGGGAAUCGGUUCACAGCGGUGUUUGAUUAUCCCUUCUGAUUUUUAGGCCCCAUCUCGUUGCUUUGCCCAAGUGGAGGUUUGUCUGGUCAGUCUUCUCAGAGUUGGACUUGCAGUCACUUAACUAUGCUUACCGGAAGAGGAUGGUUGUAUAAACACAUUUUUAUUUACCAUAAAGUGAUCUCUUAUCUAUUUCUGGAUUAGACGGCAAAUCACCCUCCAGGGUUACCCUUGUAAACUAUACUCCUGUUUGAAUGUUAAACUUGUGCUUCUAAGUUUAAUCUUGACAUGUUGGAAUUGUUCAGUUUCCGUAUUUGAACUACAAUAAACCGACCCUUUUUAUAUGUGGAUUGUACAUGCUUAAUGUUAAAUACCAUGUAAAAAUUGUUUUAAAACUCGUAGAAAAUGAAACCUUGCACAAACGAA